Cephus cinctus (wheat stem sawfly) is the source of this 3131-nucleotide messenger RNA. It is a transcript of the gene sau, whose product is annotated as Golgi phosphoprotein 3 homolog sauron. Gene Ontology annotation, cellular component: trans-Golgi network; Golgi cisterna; cytosol. Bases 612 to 1535 code for a protein of 307 amino acids. Gene Ontology annotation, molecular function: phosphatidylinositol-4-phosphate binding. The record is from RefSeq and is a predicted model, not a curated record. NCBI's taxonomy places the organism in Eukaryota, Metazoa, Arthropoda, Insecta, Hymenoptera, Cephidae. The transcript has 5 exons. Gene Ontology annotation, biological process: Golgi organization; Golgi to plasma membrane protein transport; retrograde vesicle-mediated transport, Golgi to endoplasmic reticulum.
CAGUGACGCGGGACUAAGCACAGUUAAGCCAUAUACUGUAGACCUGCAUCUACAUCCAUUAUAAAACGUGUAAUAAUGUUUGAAAAAAUUACAUCUUGACUGCUUAUAACUGUACAGUGCACCAUCUGCGUUAUGCGCAUUUACACUUGUGGACCAGUUGCUUUACGGAUUGGGCCUACCGUGGUUGAGGCGGCCGCGGAAAUAUGUAUCGUACAUACCGACGUGAUAUACGAGAAACUUGUUAAAAGGUUUGCUACGUCGCCGAAGCAACGAAUUACUGGCAGGUCACUCUGGUCUCGUGGGUUGAAUGUGAAGAGCAGUGAAGAGCGAUAAAACCAGUAGUAACUGCAGUAAAUUGUAGUGAAGAGCAGGACGAGUACCAGUACCAGCCGCAUCGGUUGGUUGUGGCGGAACAAAAAAAAAGUGAUUGCUGGGAGUGAGCUGGCCAUCUUGCGAAGAUAUGUUGUGUCGGAGCAAACGUCAACAUAAUAGUGUUUAUUAUACGAUACAUGCCGUGAGCUCUUAUUAAUUUUGUGCCAAUUUACGUUAUUGGGGUGUGACACUGUGGCGUUUUGAAACGUGUGCACGAUUUCGACGAGACGGAUUUGACAAUGAAUCGUACAGACGGUCUGGUACAACGGCGCAGAGUGGUUAAUAGCGGCAGUGCUAGUGGACUUGGCCAAGACGACUCGCCUGAACAGGCAUCUGCAAAUUCAGACAAACUUUCUGGCCAUGGAGCAGAUUCUGAUAGUUCCUCCCAGAAGGAUCUCAAUUCAAAUCCUACAGUUGACGAGGACUCUGAUAAGGAGACUCGACUUACGCUUAUGGAAGAGGUUCUUUUAUUAGGACUCAAGGAUAAGGAGGGUUACACAUCAUUCUGGAAUGACUGUAUAAGUUCAGGGCUGCGUGGAUGCAUUCUGGCUGAAUUAGGUCUCCGUGGCCGAGUAGAACUGGAAAAGGCAGGAAUGCGUAAAAGAGGAUUAUUGGCCCGAAAGCUUUUACUAAAAAAUAAUGCACCCACGGGUGAUGUAUUGCUAGAUGAAGCUUUGAAACACAUCAAAGAGACUGAUCCUCCAGAAACAGUUCAAAGUUGGAUCGAAUAUCUCAGUGGUGAAACGUGGAAUCCAUUAAAACUGCGAUAUCAGCUGAAAAAUGUUAGAGAAAGAUUAGCAAAAAAUCUAGUUGAAAAGGGUGUGCUGACGACCGAGAAACAAAAUUUCCUAUUGUUUGAUAUGACAACCCAUCCACUUACGGACAACCUGGCUAAGACGCGCCUAGUUAAAAAGAUUCAAGAAGCUGUUCUUGGUCGUUGGGUAAACGAUGCCGGACGUAUGGAUCGACGAACCUUGGCAUUAGUGAUUCUAGCUCAUGCCGCUGACGUCCUGGAAAAUGCAUUUGCACCUUUAUGCGACGACGAUUAUGAAGUUGCGAUGCGACGAGUGAGAACUCUCUUGGAGCUUGAUUUCGAGGCAGAAGCUGCGAAACGUAAUGCUAAUCCCGUUCUCUGGGCCGUAUUUGCAGCAUUCACCAAGUAACAUCCCUUUCAUAAUCUAGGAGUAUAAGGAACGAGUACUGGAUACUGUCGUGAAAAGUGGGAUUAUCAUUUUUUGUAUGUCCGCGGAAAAAACGGCCGUCAAUGCAUUCGUACAGGAAACUCCAAGUAACCUGUAGUGAACAGUGUGAGCGGUUUAGUGUUUUUUCGAAUGUAAGCGGGUUGCAUUGUUAUUAUUUAAAAUGUUUUAUCGAUAUCAGAACUGUCCAUAAAUAAUAAAAAAGAGGAUGAUACAUCAGAAGUAUAUAACGCGUUUAAAAGCGCGAGUGAAUAGAUCAAGCGUGCUUGUGAUGCGAUGCCAAUUUUACAAGAAGACUGUCUAUAGACAUUACGUUUUGUCCCAUACCUUAUUAGUAUCCAUAACUCCAAUCUGCGCCACACUCUUGGCGAUUCUUUAACUACACCAACUUUCGGAGUUACACUUAUUUCAGCAUGCGACCUUUUGCGCUAUGAGAAAUUAACUUGACCUAGUCGGCCAGCCUGUGGCACCGUAAAGUGGCAGUAUGGUACCAAAAGUUUAUCAAGUUGCAAUACGUCAAAUAAUAAUGUUUUCCAGUGUCGUUGCUAUUUCGUUCUGUUAAAAGGAAUCGUAAAAAUCUGUUCAGUUCAGCGGUGCAAAGUGGAUAAAGGUUGUAAUUCUUUAUACGUUCUUUAUUCGAUUCUGGUAGCGCAUAUAAAAAUGAAAAUAAUUUAUGAUCAUUUAAGUUCAAGUGAACAUCAACAUUUGAAAACCUACUACUUUAGUUGAUUCUCCAUUAGUAAAAUCACAGCAUUCACCAAUGUAGUGGAGUGACGUGUAUCAUUUCAUUGAUAUUUUAUAAUUUUAGUUAAAACGCAUCACGAAGCUGAAUAAUUUUACCCACGUACUUGCACGUUGUAAAGAACUCAUAUAGCACAACUCAUAUAGCAACAAAUCCUACAUAAAUAUAAGUUGAUUAAUGUUAUUACUUACAACAUAAUUAUUGUUCGUUAAACAUAAACGUACCGAAUUCUGAAAUUUGCCUACUUCAAUAUUUGCUGGUCAAAUACACGACGGUAAAUGAAUUAUUACAAGAUGCAUUCUAUUUUCAUGACAACAUUGUCCUGUUACAGUAUCGUAAAAUAAAAGCAUUGAACAAAUAAAUAUAUAUACUGUUUAAGACAUUAAGGAUGUAGGGUCUAUAUCUGCAGUGCCAUUUGUAUCAAUUACGUUUUUUUUUCUAUUGGUAAUAUACAAGUAUCCUACUGCCACUUGAUCACUUCCCGAACUUUCAAAUAUCCGUAUUAGUCGGUGCUGUGAUCACGCAGGGCUGUGUAUUAUGCAAAAAAAACUUAAAUCUACAGCUUCAUAAUCUUUUGUACUUCAGUAACAAACUGAUUUCUUUCUUGACCAUGAGACACAAUCACAAACAUAACUAACAUCAUUCAGAUAGUACAUUUUCGAAUGAUCAUUGUUUGUAAAAUUAAAAUAGCUUUGUUACUGAUGUUUGAAAACGUAUUGUCAACAAUUUUCAACAAGGUGUGUUGUGCAAUUUAGCUAAAUGGCUCUGCCACGUACCCUUAGGGUUAAAUAAACUAGCUUGGUAAACACUUACGAAAU